Messenger RNA from Pediculus humanus corporis (human body louse), 1233 nucleotides. RefSeq names its product Diphthamide biosynthesis protein, putative. The record is from RefSeq and is a predicted model, not a curated record. Gene Ontology annotation, biological process: protein histidyl modification to diphthamide. Gene Ontology annotation, molecular function: 2-(3-amino-3-carboxypropyl)histidine synthase activity. Lineage: Eukaryota; Metazoa; Arthropoda; Insecta; Psocodea; Pediculidae. The transcript has 3 exons. The coding region runs from base 1 to 1233 and encodes 410 amino acids.
AUGGUAAUUUUAUUUCAAACGUGUUCCAAGACAGUAACAGUACGAACUACUAAAUGUCAAAUUGUGCAAGCCAAACCAGAUCGUAAAGUUUUUAGACCAGUAAAAUCAUUAAAUAAAAUACCCGAUGAAAUAAUUAAUAAUGAACAUUUGCAAAGGUUGUCAAAACUUUUACCAUCAAAUUAUAAUUUUGAAAUUCCAAAAACUAUUUGGAGAAUACUUGAUUUGGGAGCAAAAAGAGUAGCGUUGCAAAUGCCCGAAGGAUUACUAAUGUAUGCCACCACCAUUGCUGAUAUCAUUGAAAUAAUUACAGAAGCUGAUGUUAUCAUUAUGGGUGAUGUAACCUAUGGGGCUUGCUGCAUUGAUGAUUUUACUGCCAAAGCUCUCGAUGUUGAUCUUUUAGUGCAUUACGGUCAUAGUUGUUUAAUUCCAAUCGACAGAACAUCUAGUGUUAAGUUUCUUUAUGUUUUUGUGGAUAUAAAAAUAGAUCCAGAGCAUUUUAUUGAAACAAUUAAAUUUAAUUUUAACAUUGAUCAAAAGCUUGCUUUUGUUAGCACAAUUCAAUUUGUUACUACGCUAAACACAUCAGCUGAGAAAUUAAGAGAUAUCGGUUACUCAGUAGUUAUACCGCAAGUGAAACCAUUAUCAUCCGGAGAAAUUUUGGGAUGCACAGCCCCAUAUUUAAACAAUGUAGAUGUCAUAGUUUAUUUAGGAGAUGGACGAUUUCAUUUGGAAUCAAUCAUGAUAGCAAAUCCAACUCUUAAAGCAUAUAGGUAUGAUCCAUAUCAGAAAAAAUUUAGCGAAGAAGGCUACAGUCAUGAAUUAAUGAAGGAAAAUAGAGCGGCUGCAAUAAGUAAAGCGAAGAAUAUGCAAACAUACGGAGUAAUUUUAGGAACUUUGGGAAGGCAGGGAAGCACUAAAAUCCUAGAUUAUAUGCUUGAUCAAAUUAAAAAACUAUCAAAGACUUCGAUAGUAAUAUUACUCUCUGAAAUAUUCCCUCACAUAUUGAAUCGAAUGCCACAAGUUGAAGCUUGGUGUCAAAUUGCUUGUCCAAGAUUAUCCAUCGAUUGGGGUGAAGCAUUUUCUAAACCUUUAUUAACAUCUUAUGAAUUUAAUACCAUGUUACAUAAUGCUGAUUUGUUUUGGAAAGACAAAAUUGAUGUUCCAUAUCCGAUGGAUUAUUAUGCAAAUAAUAGUUUAGGACCGUGGACAUCAAAUCAUAAACGAGUAAAAUAA